UCUCUCUUAAUCCCUAUAAGUAACCGAUCCACCUUUACUCCUCUUCAUAUGUACAGUCGAUCCUUCUAGAUCUUAUUCUAUUUUGACUGAUUGCUCUCUUAUUUCCCAUAUAGUAUGUUUAUCUCCCUUGAAUUUUUUUAAUCUGUGUUUAGUUAUGUUUUAAUUCUUUUUUCGGUUAAUUUUUUUACUAAUCUUCCAUUUAUUAAUAGGUUUGGCUUGUAAUAUUGCAUGGAACUGGACUAGAUUUUGUAAAACGAAUAACUAAUAAAUAGUAUAUUUCUUUUAAGAAAAGUAACAUCCAGUUAAGUAAUAUGCCAAAAAUAUAUCAAAUAUAUAAUACAUUAGCAUAUAGAGUUAAAAUAUAUAUAUAGUAAAAUACUUAAAAAAUAUAAUACUAGAUAAUUGUAUUUCUAAGACUAAUCUUCUGAUAGAUCUAUAAAGGUUUUUCUAGUCUCCGAACUUUUCAAACAUAUUCAAUUUAUACAAAUUUUAAGAGAAAAGAAUGGUCAAUGCAACUUCGCCACUUGUUCUUCCCAUCAUCUUCCUUGUUUUGUUUUCCUUAGGUACACACUUUCAUUAAGAUUUAUUCAUAAAAUUAUCUUCAUCAUUUCUUUUUCAAAAGACCGUUAUACUAUUGUCAGAUCUAUCAUUGACAUAGUCCCCAAUAUUGUAGUUAGUUAUGAUGUUAACCGUUGGUGUAUAUUUAUCUUUAUACUUCACUUGUGCUAAUGUUAUUUAAAAAUAUCGAUUAUUAUUUGCUAUAAUUUUCAGAUUUGGGCAACUAUUCAUCGCCACCUUUUUUUUUAUCGCCACAUAUAACAAAUAUUGUAGUUCAGUAUAUUUAUUUUCUUUAAUAGUAGCGAACUUUUUUGUUAUCUGAGAAGAUAUGAAAUAUGGCUUUGUUUGAUAUAGGUGAACAGAGUAUGGGAUCCAAAGAGUGCGCAAGAAUACUUGGGCCGUGCACAAACCACCAUUGUGAUACCCCGUGCCCUGAUAUCUCAGACUGUGAUCGGGCAUGCAAAAAUUAUUUUUCUGGACAUAAUGCAAGUGGUCUCUGUGACCCCCAAGUAAGAAUUGUAUGUGCCGAUAUGAUUACCCUUGUGUACCGCCUGGUAUGUGAUUUAUGUACUGUAUCAACUUUAUCCAAAUAUGUAAGUACAAAUAAGAGCAUAAAGUAAUGUCAAGUUUCGAUAGAGCACACUGUGCUGCAAUGAUUAACAUUUAGAAAUUAACUAUCAAAGAGUACAUCAAAUUGAUCAAAAGAGGAAGUAGAGGAAGUAGAAAAAGCUUGUAUCCUUCUCUAUUUUGGUUGAAAACAGAAUAUAACAACCUUUCAACAGGAGGUCGUUUUCAUCAUCUCAAUCCCAACUUAACCAAGAUGAACUGGUCAAUUCUUCCGGUUAACAGACGAUUCCAAUUUAAAACUGAUACGGUCUUUACCAAAGACGAGCCAUAGAUCUUAUGUAUACAUGUGGGUUUCUCAUGGUCCAUUAAAAUCGCAAUGGACAAUCACAAUUUUUUAGAUGAUAAAAAAGAUAAUAAAAUCAUUUGGUUAGUAACUUCAUUGAAGUUUUCCGGUGAAAUGACUUGGUCAGAUCUAAGAAGUCAAAACCCAAUUCGUCAAGUGACAUGCGAUAGCUUAUACGCAUAUACAAUUUGAUUAUGACGUGGACGACCUAAACAAAAAGUCAAAAUAUCCAAUCUGUUGACCGUUAACGCCUUUUAAACCAAACUCGAAUUUAUCUCCAUACGUACAAGAGAUCUUGACUGUCCGAUUCUGAUUGAUUGAAAUCAAUGAACGCUUCACAAAUCAACGUUGCCUCCGAUCAAUUCUGCUCUCUAGAACAAGAUGCUGUUGAUAUGACAUUGGAAGAUCAGGAAGAUGCAUGUAGAGAUGCGAGUUGUGAUAAACAUAAGUUCUCUAUGGAGCAGAGAAAGCUUAUCCAAGUGAUGAAUGUGAAGAGGAAAAGAGACUUUCUUUGCUUGGAGAAAGUUAACGGCGAGAUGGUUAACAUACUGGAGGGACUCGAAUUACAUACCGAUGUUUUUAAUGCAGCGGAACAGCAAAAGAUAGUUGAUAAAGUGUGUGAGCUACAAGAGAAGGCACGUAAAGGAGAACUAAAGCGUGCAUUUACUCCUAAAGGAAAAGGACGUUCAGCUAUUCAAUUCGGUUGUUGUUUCAACUACCGAACAAGCAAAGCUGGAACCCCGGCUGGGAUUCUUAGACAUGAAACUGUUGAACCAUUACCUGCUCUUUUCAAAGUGAUCAUUAGAAGGUUGGUUGAAUGGCAUGUUCUGCCUCCAACUUGUGUACCUGAUUGUUGUGUCGUCAACAUCUAUGAUGAAGGUGAUUGCAUACCUCCUCAUGUCGAUAAUCACGACUUUCUUCGUCCAUUCUGCACCGUUUCUUUCCUUAGUGAAUGCAAUAUCCUCUUCGGAUCAAACCUAAAACUUGAGGAAAACGGUGAAUAUUCCGGUGGUUCAUACUCAUUACCGCUUCCAGUUGGAUCAGUGCUUGUGUUAAACGGCAAUGGAGCUAAUGUAGCUAAGCAUUGUGUACCUGAAGUUCCCACAAAAAGAAUAUCAAUUACAUUUAGAAAAAUGAACGAGUCAAAACGUCCAAUCUGGUUCACACCAGAGCCUGAUCUGCAAUGGAUACAGCCAUUGCCAUUCGAGCAGGAAUCGUCUAGUUCAUCUGACCAUGUUUAUUAGUUUCUGAAAAUGUGCAACUUUAAGUAAAUUUCAGUUUGAUUUGUGGUUAUAU
This is a messenger RNA of Brassica rapa (field mustard), 2764 nucleotides long. RefSeq names its product RNA demethylase ALKBH9B. Gene Ontology annotation, molecular function: mRNA binding; demethylase activity. Gene Ontology annotation, biological process: mRNA catabolic process. Lineage: Eukaryota; Viridiplantae; Streptophyta; Magnoliopsida; Brassicales; Brassicaceae. The record is from RefSeq and is a predicted model, not a curated record.